UAAUUAGAUAAUAAUUUAAUAGACUCCAAAUGAAGACGCGUGUCAGUAUCCCUUGCCCUAGUUGCCCACUUCCAAUCUUACCUUUUCCCGGUUUCACUUCCUAUAUAAAUACCAUCAAUCACCCUCAAUUUUGUCUCAAGAAACAAUCUCAACUUUGCAACUCUUUUUCUUCAUAUCUCCAUUUCCGUUCUGAUCAAGAGAAUCAUGGGUGCUACCACACUGGAUUCAACUCUCAGCCUUCAAAUCAACGGCCAAGAUCAAUCCCAGCAGCAGCAGCUGCAGCAGCGACGAUCAGUUCAUGUAGUUGAGGAAAUUGAUGGCCUUAUUAGGGUCUACAUAGAUGGCCACGUGGAACGACCCCAGAUCGUGCCAUAUGUCACGUGUUCAUUGGCCCCCGAGCUUCAGGUCACGUGCAGAGACAUGAUCAUAGACAAAUACACCAACAUUUGGGCACGUUUCUAUGUCCCAAAUGCCUCCCUAGGCAACAAGAAGCUCCCUUUGCUUGUCUACUUCCAUGGAGGUGGAUUUUGUGUUGGCUCCCCUUCUUGGAGUUGCUACCAUGAUUUCCUAGCAAACUUAGCCUCAAAAAUCAAGUGUUUGAUCGUGUCGGUGAGUUACAGGCUGGCGCCGGAAAACCCUCUUCCGGCAGCCUACGACGACGGUGUCAAGACUCUAGUUUGGCUGAAGCAGCAAGCAUUUGCUGCUGGUAAUCAUGAUCACAAAUGGUGGAUCAAUAAAUGCGACUUUUCGAGGAUCUUUUUAGCCGGCGAUAGUGCCGGUGCUAAUAUAGCCUAUAAUGUGGCCUUAAGAGUAAGGCCAUUAAUGGACAUCAUCAAGGGACUCAUCCUAAUACAACCCUUUUUUGGAGGGGAGUCAAGGACUCAUUCGGAGAAGUGCAUGGUGCAGCCGCCAGGCUCCGCCCUCACGCUGGCAGCAUCGGACACAUAUUGGCGGCUGGCGUUGCCUGCAGGGGCCAACCGGGACCAUCCAUGGUGCAAUCCUGUGGUCAAAGGGGCAACGGAAGUGCCGAUUAUGGUGUGUGUAGCGGAGAUGGAUAUAUUGAAAGAUAGGAAUAUGGAGUUUUGUGGUGUUUUGGGAAGGGAAGGUAGGAAAGUAGAGCAAGUGGUGUGUAAAGGUGUUGGGCAUGCAUUUCAGAUUCUGAACAAGUCUCCUCUGUCCCAAACGCGGCUUCAUGAGUUGAUUUGUCAUAUCAACAACUUUGUUAGUAGAUAUAACUGAGGGUCGGUCGAGGGGGAUUCUCGUAUAUGUUUGCGUUAAAGGAUUUCAUUUUGUGAUUUUCUAAAUUUGUUUUGUUGUAAUUAGUAGGUUAAAUAUACAAAAUGGAAAUUAAGAUGAUAUAUACACAAUAUAUAUAUAUAUAUAUUAUUAGGUAUUGAAAUUGAAGCCAUGAAUUGGGAGAAGGGGUGGUGCCAAUUUAAUUAAAU
Sesamum indicum (sesame) is the source of this 1445-nucleotide messenger RNA. Its product is annotated as putative carboxylesterase 6. Lineage: Eukaryota; Viridiplantae; Streptophyta; Magnoliopsida; Lamiales; Pedaliaceae. Gene Ontology annotation, molecular function: hydrolase activity. The record is from RefSeq and is a predicted model, not a curated record.